GAUAAGUCGAUAUGCGUGUUAGUAUACUAGUAGUAUUAGUAGAUGUAUUUUUCGUGAUUUUCUAGGCAUUAGUUUAUGGUCACACACACAUUCGCGACACACCAAAUUGCUGUAAACACUCGACAUGGGCGUCACAGUGCUUCAGCCAUAUCCACUGCCCGAGGGCAAGAGCGGAGCACACAUUAUCGAUCAUCUGGCGAAGCGGCUAUUAUCGUUGGGCGCCACACAUGCCGGUCAAUUUCUCGUGGACUGCGAAACAUUCAUAUCGACGCCACAACACGGGACACCAGCCCGUGCCGUACACGUGCUGCACAACUCCGAAUACCCGGCCUCGACAUUCUCGAUCAUUGACAAUGGCAAUGGGAAACAAGUGGCACUUGUUGCGGACAGCAUUUUCGAUCUGUUGAUGCUGAAAAUGACAUCGACCUUCACAUCGAAGAAGCAAACAAAAAUCGAAUCGCGUGGCGCACGAUUUGAGUAUGGGGAUUUUGUGAUCAAACUCGGCUCCGUCACCAUGAUGGAGCACUUCAAGGGCAUACUCAUUGAGAUCGAAUAUCGGCCGUGUGUGACGCUAUCGUAUUGCUGGGAAAUGAUACGGGAAAUGCUGCAGGGCUUCCUCGGCAUCAAUGUGGCCAAGGAGUAUCCCACAUAUUUCACCACACAAACCAUCAUGAAUGCGAUGGGACAGCAACAGUUGCAUGCCAAACAGAACGACAUCUAUGAGCCCAUGGAUACGGUCAAACAGUAUCUGGAGCACUUCACCAACUAUCGCAAACACGUGCAGAUCCAUGGUGCCCUGGGCGGAGGCGCCUCGUCGGUGGGCACCGUCGGGGGCGGGGGUCCCGGCGGUGUUUUGUUGCCCUCAUCGGUGGGCAUGGGUGGGCGUUCAUGAUGUGAGCUGAAGCUGGAGCCCCCGGAAGAUUCCGCUGCCACUUAAUGCUUUCAAUUUUCAAAGAUUCGCGUUUUUCAUAUUUUAUUUUAUACGUAUUUUAACACAAUAUUGUUGUAUAUAAUAGAUAUAUAUAUCAUUUAUCUGUAUAUAUAUUUAUUAUGUAUGAUAGUAUUUCAAAAAUCUUCGUGUAUACAUAUAUAUGUUAGUUGCUCGAAAUUAUCGGCAAAUCAUAUUUUUUUUUAUAGUUUUAUAGUGCACACAUCCUUCAUCAUCCCUUUUCUUUUCGCUCUUUCAUAAUAAGCUAAAACACUUUUUAUUUUACAGAAGAAAAAAAAAGAAACACAAAUUGUUUAAGGAUAAGAGAAACAAAAAAUGAAGAAAAACUUCCCCGCUUUCAAUAUAUUGUAUAUCUCAAAGAUAAACAAAAUGUCAUGUCAUGAUCGAAAAAUAAAUAUAUCCUCUAAAAUUUUUGUAAAAAAUGCGCAUAAAUAUAUAUAGAUUUAUUCAAAGCAUGCGAACGAAAAAAAAAAUAUGUAUGUUGUGUAUAUAGAUUGUGUAUUAUAUGUAAGAUUUAAGUAUAUAAUAUAAUGUGUAAGGAGAGUCUUGAAAAAUAAUGAUUUUUGUUUUUUCUUUUACUUAAGCAUAUAAUAAACGUUCUUUUUUUGCAAAAAUUUAUUCUUACUGCAAUUGUAAUAGUAUAAUAGUAUGUGUGUGUGUGUGUUUAAAUACAAUACAAUAAAAAUUAUAAAAAAAAAAAUUCAUAAUCGAGACCAAAUUUCAACAAACCGCAAAUUUAGUGACAUCAAAAAGAAAAAAAAAGUUGAAACAAUUUUAACGAAUAUGGAAUUUAAAUUGGAGUUAUCUUUCAUUCUUUCUUCUUGUAUCUUGAAAGUGGUCGAUACAAGUGUGUUUUGAAUAUUAUUUUCGGUUUUUUUUUGUUUGUUUGUAAUACAAUAUUUAUGCUCUUGCUAUUGUUGUUGAAAAUGUUAAUUAUAUAACACAAUAAUCGUAAUAUACGUUUUUUUUUUGUUUGCAUCUAAUUCUUGCUUUUAUGCUUUUUUGUUUGUUUUUCUUCUCAUUUUUUUGUCGUUUUUGUUUUUUUUUUGUUUGUUUGGAUCUCUUAAGCUUAAUUGUAUAUCAUAAUAAAUUGUAGUUGCAUGUUAAAUGUCUAGUAAUAAUAACGUUGUCUGUGUAGUGUAUUUGUGUAGGUGUGUGUGUGUGUGUGUUCUAUGUCUGCUUGUGUAUAACAGUUCUGUAUUACGAAAAUUUUGCAUGCAGUUGUUAUAACUGCAGCUUUUAGAGCUCGUUCUCCAGUUUAUAUGUAUGUGUGUUUGUGUUGUGUUCUGUUGUGUGUAUGCAACUGUCUGUCUUUGUAAGUGUAGGAGUAUGUGUUUAUUGCUGUUGUUGUUUUGUUUUCUUUGCGUUUUCGUUAUUUCCAUCUCAUUCCUUCAUGUAGUUUUGUAGUUGUUGUUUGCUGCUGUUGUUGGUGUUGUUGCUUUUAUCAUCUCCUUUUUGUCGCGCUCAUUUGCUUUGUGUUUUCUUCAUUUUUGUUGUUGGUUUGUUUGUUUUUUUUUUACAAAUAUUUUAAAAUAAAUUUAUGUUAUAUGUAGAUAUAUGUAUGUAUAUGUAUAUAUUAUUCAUGUAGUUUAAACGGAGAUCAAUUUCCGAUUGAUUGUUGUGUAUUUGUUGUUGUUGUUUGUUUCUUGUUAUAUUCUUUUUUGGUUUUAUUAUUUU
This is a messenger RNA of Drosophila sulfurigaster albostrigata, 2626 nucleotides long. RefSeq names its product mediator of RNA polymerase II transcription subunit 20 (gene MED20). Gene Ontology annotation, biological process: regulation of transcription by RNA polymerase II. Bases 125 to 892 code for a protein of 255 amino acids. The transcript has 2 exons. The record is from RefSeq and is a predicted model, not a curated record. Gene Ontology annotation, cellular component: mediator complex. Gene Ontology annotation, molecular function: transcription coactivator activity. Lineage: Eukaryota; Metazoa; Arthropoda; Insecta; Diptera; Drosophilidae.